AAAUGUAGCCAUCGUCAGAUACAAACUAUAUAAAUUUGUCUUUGUAGACGUAGAAAUUAUGGUAACCCUUCUCAAUGCCAGAGGAUAGUCAACCCACUACGAUAGCUGACUUUGCGACAUUGGAGUGUUAAAAAUGUCGGGUCAAACCUGGUUGGAAUCGUCUUUGACACGUUCUUCCGUGCUUGGACUUCAAGUGUUGGAGCGAGCCAAAAGACGGAGUGUAGACUGGGCCAGUGUGAGUGCGUCGGGGAAGCUAUCACAGGCGGACAAUGGCCAGAGAAAUCAUAACGAUGGUGUCGGAGCGGAGGCAGAAGAAGAGCAGACAUGCACCAGCCUAAACGAUGCUUUUAAAACCAUAGUGGAAUUUAUGGCACAUACCACCUGUCAGUGCAAGAACUUCUACAAGUCUGCUCCGGUGCAGGAGCCCUCCACCUAUGAGGUAAACCACGUGUAUAGAUACCAUUCCCAGCGGCUUCCUGGAGCCUUACAUCAGAGGAUCUCAGAGAAGACUGAGAAACUGACACUGGGUGAGGAUUUUCACAUUGAAGUGUCUCCAGGGACCUACUCCAUCACCGCCGGGACAGGGGACUCAGACCAACAGACCCGACUGGUGCAGGUCAACGCAGGAGAGAGUGUCAACCUCACUUUUCACCUCUGACUUAUUCAUGGGCAAUACCAAACUGAUUAAACAUGUGCAAGACUCACAUUUGUUAAAGGUGUGCAACAAAC
This is a messenger RNA of Megalops cyprinoides (Indo-Pacific tarpon), 729 nucleotides long. It is a transcript of the gene akip1, whose product is annotated as A kinase (PRKA) interacting protein 1. The record is from RefSeq and is a predicted model, not a curated record. The transcript is spliced from 5 exons. The coding region runs from base 134 to 658 and encodes 174 amino acids. Gene Ontology annotation, biological process: regulation of non-canonical NF-kappaB signal transduction. Gene Ontology annotation, cellular component: nucleoplasm. Lineage: Eukaryota; Metazoa; Chordata; Actinopteri; Elopiformes; Megalopidae.